AUGGAAAAAGAAUGCAAUGCACGGCUGUUAAUCAAUGCGCACAGGUAUCUCAUGAUUUCGAAAUCAUGGUGUCCUGAUUGUCAUUUUGUGUACAAGAUAUGGGAUUCAUUUGGCUUACGCGACAAAGUUCACAUAAUUGAAUUGGACAAAUUUGACAACCAGAACGAAGCAGUCAGGCUAGAAGCAGAGUUUACUGCGAUUUCGGGAAGAAAGUGGGUACCGACGAUAUUUUUCAAUGGUAGAAUGUUGGGAACUGAGGCUGAUUUAAAGGCAUGGCAAUUGGAUGGAACUUUGAAGCAAAGAUUCAUUUCUGAGGGUAUCAUAUAA
Messenger RNA from Sungouiella intermedia, 327 nucleotides. The record is from the annotation of a GenBank genome assembly. NCBI's taxonomy places the organism in Eukaryota, Fungi, Ascomycota, Pichiomycetes, Serinales, Metschnikowiaceae.